Molecule: messenger RNA, 1652 nt
Organism: Spinacia oleracea (spinach)
Lineage: Eukaryota; Viridiplantae; Streptophyta; Magnoliopsida; Caryophyllales; Amaranthaceae
Product: amino acid transporter AVT1I
Exons: 4
Coding region: 232-1521 (429 amino acids)
Biological process (GO): amino acid transmembrane transport
Cellular component (GO): vacuolar membrane
Molecular function (GO): L-amino acid transmembrane transporter activity
Source: RefSeq, a predicted model, not a curated record
AUAGAAUCGCAGAUGCGGUAAUGGUAGAAAAAUGAAAAGGUGAAGACGUGUAGUCCUCGUCCACAAUUACCCAUUUACCCCCAUGGUCCCCAUCCAUCAUCUAUUAUAAAUUAGAAUUUAUGUAUUCACCCAUUUUUCUGCCAUCCUUGUUAACUUUGUUAGGGCUUGAAUCAGUGACUGCCCCCACUCUAUUUAAUAAUGGAGUAGUAAAUAGGGAUAAUUAAGUAAUUGAUGGAGGGUGAAUCUAGCGAAAAGAUUUUGAUUAGACAAGCUCUAUUGGAGAGUGAUUUGCGAGACGACGACGCUAAGUAUGUUCACCAAGGCGACGCUUCUUUCUCCAAGACUCUCUUCAAUGGCCUCAAUGCUCUUUCAGGAGUUGGAAUACUGUCAGUACCAUAUGCUCUAGCAUCAGGUGGUUGGUUAAGUGUGCUACUACUGUUUGCCAUUGCCGUGGCAGCUUUUUAUGCGGGCUUGCUUAUUAAACGAUGUAUGGAAGUGGAUCCAAGUAUAACAUCUUUCCCUGACAUUGGAGAACGUGCAUUUGGGAAUAUAGGGAGAACAGUUGUAACGGUGUUUAUGUGUGCAGAGCUGUACUUGGUCGUAACAGGUUUCUUGAUUGUGGAAGGAGACAAUCUACAUAAUCUUUUUCCAAAAAUGAACUUCAAUGUCUUUGGUUUAGAACUUGGAGGAAGAAAAGGUUUUGUGUUGAUUGUUGCGCUUCUUAUUACUCCUUCCGUUUGGUUGAGUAACAUAAGUAUCCUUUCUUACAUAUCCGCUACUGGUGUUAUAGCUUCUGUAAUGAUAAUUAUAUCGGUUUUAUGGGUUGGCACAUUUGAGGGUAUUGGAUUCCACAGCAAAGGUGAGCUUCUGAAUUGGUCAGGGAUCCCUACGGCUGUCAGCUUAUAUGGCUUCUGUUAUUGUGCUCAUCCUGUUUUCCCUACUCUGUACCACUCCAUGAAGAAAAAGCACAACUUCUCAAAGGUACUACUGUUAUGUUUCGUCUGCAUGACCAUCAGUUAUGCUUCCAUCGCAAUAUUUGGCUAUCUGAUGUUCGGUUCAAAGUUAAAUCCAGAGAUAACUCUAAACCUUCCAAUUGAAAAACUGAGCUCAAAAGUGGCAAUAUAUACAACAUUGGUCAGUCCACUUUCUAAAUACGCACUUAUGUUAGAACCAGUUGCCAGUGCAACUGAGAGCUGGUUUCCGAAUUACCACAAGAAAAGGUCCUUCAGAAUUCUCAUCCGGACAGCUCUUGUUGCUAGUCAAGCUAUUAUAGCGCUAAAUCUUCCUUUCUUUGGGCAUUUUAUAUCUCUGGUCGGAUCAUUUUUAAGCGUUACUGCAUCAAUUACGAUUCCAUGCUUGUGCUUCUGGAAGAUUUCAGGUUCUAGACUAGGAAGUGAACAAGCUCUUAUCAUAGCCGUUUUGCAUUCUGACACCCCAUACACAUUCAGUAUACUCAUUGCAAUAUUUGGUACCUAUACGUCUUUGUUACAUCUUCUACAGGGUACCGUUUUGCCUUACUAACUACUGGUUUAUGGUUUGUAUGAAAUUCAUAGAAAACAUCAUACUUUUCUGCAUGACUUGCUUUCUAGUGUAUGAAACGAUAAAAGAAAUGACAUUAACAAGAGGAUAGAUCCAAGAAGAUUGUAUCUUCA